GGCAGCAAAGAGGGGCUCGUCUCCCUCUCCGUGAGGAGUUCCAUGGAUUCUGGGACUGAGCUCUCUCUCUCUUUCUCUCUCCCUACACCCUCGUUUUGCGCCCAUCGUAGUUCCAUGUCCUGAAGGUUGCCCUCUUUUCCGCUCCGUUUCUUGUUUCUGGUCCUCUCUUUUACACCCACGCAGCGUAUCUUCACUUCCGGUGCCGGCGGUGGAUUUAUCUUCUUUUUGCUGAAGAGUGUUAGGGCUAAGCAGUCUGCGCUGCUCUUUUAGUUGAUGAUGUUCCCUUGUGGUUUUGCUUCUUUGAUGGCGGAAUCGUGAUGGAUGAGGGUGGAAUUGGUUGCUGAAACUCAAGAUUUUCCGGUACUUGAGGUGGAUUUAUGAACUGUUUGUUCUUGUCGGUGCGGAAACGAUCAAUAAUUGUCCUUUAGCCGUUGUUCCUCUUGAAAGGCGUUGAUUCGCUGCUUAUGCAAACGAUUGAUUUGAUCGAGAGACUGGAUUUGGUUGCAAAAAAGUUGGAUUUUUAUGGGGAAAAGCUGUCGAUAACUCGGUUGUUUGGUUGGUUUUUGUGAAAAAUGGAGAGCGAAAAAAAGAUCUUGAUGGUCGAUGAGAAUGAUCGUGGAGAUCUGGUGAAAGAUUGUAAACCAGAGGACAUCUUGUGCUCAGAGAUAGUAAUGGAUGAAAAUGGUGUACUUUGGUACGUGGAUGGUAAUGACGGUUUUGAGGGCGAGAAGGGUGAGGGAAGCAAUGUGGUUUUUGCAAGGGAGGCUCCUCUCUCGACAAAAGACCCUCUGACCUCCAAAGAUUAUAGCUGUGGCACCAACAAGUUCAGAUUGAUGGAAUCUGAAAUCCGAAGGAAGGACAAAAAUAAACAGGAGAAGAAGCUCAGCAGGAAGGACAGGAUCGAGCUUGGUCGUUUGUUUCAGGGUGCAUUGAGUUCUCAGGAUUUAGAACUCGCUGAGAACUUCAUUCUGUUGGCAGAUCCACAAACUCUUAAUGAUAUGCUGUGCAUAACAUUAGACUCCAUAUGGUUCUUGACAACUAAGCAAGAACUGAAUGGUGUUACUGGGAUGAUCAAGAAGAUCGUCGCCAAUGGAGCUAAUGACUUCACGAGGGCUACCCUCAGGACAUCGUUUCUGGCUUCAUGUGUUUCUGCAUGUCAGAGCAAAACAAUGAGUUUGGCUGAUACAGUGGGUAUCAUGGCCCAAAGGUUGCAUGAGCGUCUUCGAGAAUGUCAUGGUGAUGAAGUUUUGAAGGCAGAAGCAGGUGUGAAGGUCCAGAAGUUCACAGACUGGGCUUUGAAGUGCAUUGGGAUUCACUCUCGGAGCCGAAAGGAUAGGGACAGAAGGAGUUACAGCACAAUUUUUGAGGUCCAACUUCAGUUGUCAGCUUUCAAAAGCUUUUUAGAUCUUGCUGGCAACAGCCUUACCGGAAAGGAUUUUACUGAAGCUUUUGACGCAGCAUGCUUCCCUCUUACUCUAUUCUCUAGCUCGUUUGAUCCGGGUUGGGCAUUUGGAAUAUCGGCAACUGUAAUACAAGGAUUACUUGGGAUGCUAGUGGAGGGUGGUGCGGACAAUGUAAACCAAUGCUUUCUCGAGGCUUCAAGAUUUGGAAGUACAGAGCUUGUCCGAAUCUUGCUACAGAUUGCUCAAAGGAACAGCUUGGAUGUUGAUGUUGAACUUGCCUUAGGCUUUGCCUCUCACCACUGUAAGAUUGGAACCAUGGAAUGCUUGGUGGAAGAAGGGAAUGCUGGGGCCUUCCUUGGUCCUUUGUUGCGAGCUGCUGAGAGGGGCUGCAUGCAGGUAGUUCAAUGGUUUGUCGAUCGGGGAUGUAGGGAUAUGGAACUAUGCAUUGCACUUACUGCUUCCGUCGCUAGCAGCCAGGUGGGUAUUGCAGCUUACCUUCUCCCACGCAUCCCAGAGCAUGUCCUUGCUGCCCUCAGCAUUGAGAUCCUAAAGGCAGCAGCUGAGAGAAGCAGUGGCUCGCUAGCUGGUGUUGAAUUCCUUCUGCGCAACAACUUCCUUGGUGACCCUGUGGCAACAUAUGCCGUGGCUGACAGCAUUGCCGAGUCCAGUGACGAGGCUGUGGCCCCUGACCUGAGAGCUUUUCUGAAGGAGCAUUGGUCGGAGGCAGCAUUUGCUGAGGGCUUGAAUUAUGGGCAGAACCACUUUGUGAAUUUUAUGAGGAUUCUGAGAAGGGGUGGCUCACCCAUCUGUCUCAGGGAUCUUCCGCCGUCCCUGGUGACGGCCAUAGCGUACCUAUCGCUGUACAGAGAGUGUCGGAAGGCAGGUGGGUUGUUGUUGCCGCAGAAACUGAGAGGGCAACUUGUGGAGGCAGCUAGCAAGGUCGCGGGGAGGCCGGUGGACAAGAACAGCCAGGCAGGAGACCUUAUGGCAGUUUUGGAGCAUCACCUACCGACCUUCUUUCUGCAAUCCCCAACCACCACCAGCCCCCCACUAUAGUUUAACUUACUGAUAGAACACGGAAUCAAGGGACAAUAAAUGACUUUGCUAUAGCCCUUUAGCUAAUGGAACUCUGUGUUCUCUUUGGUGUUCUAUGCUUCUGCAUCAAGAGUUGCAUGGAACAUUUUAAUGGCAAGUCAAUUGAGGGUAUAUCUUGAAAAUUUGAUCAAGCUAAAGUUGAAUCUGCUG
Messenger RNA from Musa acuminata subsp. malaccensis (wild Malaysian banana), 2648 nucleotides. RefSeq names its product ankyrin repeat protein SKIP35. NCBI's taxonomy places the organism in Eukaryota, Viridiplantae, Streptophyta, Magnoliopsida, Zingiberales, Musaceae. The record is from RefSeq and is a predicted model, not a curated record.